This is a messenger RNA of Dendrobium catenatum, 1553 nucleotides long. RefSeq lists its product as uncharacterized. The transcript has 3 exons. The coding region runs from base 65 to 1429 and encodes 454 amino acids. The record is from RefSeq and is a predicted model, not a curated record. NCBI's taxonomy places the organism in Eukaryota, Viridiplantae, Streptophyta, Magnoliopsida, Asparagales, Orchidaceae.
GAGCUCUUAUUAAAAUCAACUCUUGAGCAGUAAGUUAGUUUUCUGCUUCAAUCUGUUACUCAAUAUGGCCAACUUCUUCCCUGCAGCUCAUCUUCUUCUUCUUCUGUUCUUCUUCAAUCCAUCGCCAUUAGAAGCUGCUACGGACUCCGCAAUAAUAACGAGCAUCGACUGCGGCGCCUCUCAGCCACACACAGACGAGCUCGGCAUUCAAUGGACUCCCGACUCCUCCCUAAUCAAAACCGGUCUAACGCAAACUGUUCCCAACGCCACUUCAAUCCCCCAAUCCAUGCAAACCCUUCGCGUAUUCCCCACAGGCAAAAGAAACUGCUACGCUCUCUCCAUCCCCGGCGGCGCCUCCACUCAAGUGCUCGUGCGCGCCACGUUCUACUACGGCAACUACGACGGAAAGAAUUCGCCGCCGACGUUUGAUUUGGAGUUGGACGGAAGUAGUUGGUCGACGGUGGAGACGGCGGUGGAUAAGGUGAUAAGUGAAGAGGCUAUUUUUGAGGCGAGGGGAGGGUCGACCAGCGUGUGCUUGGUGCAGAGAAAUGAAGGAGAGUUGCCGUUCGUAUCGGCGAUUGAGCUGCGGCGACUUGGGGAUGAUAUGUAUAGCAGGUAUGAUCGGAGCUCGUCGGCCUUGGUUUUGGCGUUGAGAACGGCCGCCGGAGUGGCGGCGCAACUCAGGUAUCCCGACGACCCAUACGACCGAAUCUGGUUUCCGAUCGAUGCCUCGAAUGGCCUCAAUGUGGUUCAGAACCAAGCCACCACCAUCGACACCGGCAUCAAAGACGCCCCUCCGGCAGUCAUCUUUCAAUCCGCCGUAACUCCAGCCGCCGGCUCCAACACCAUCGGCUUCACCGCCCCUCUCCCCUCAAACAACGUCUCUGCCUAUUUCAACCUUUACUUCACCGAAGUCACUCAGCUCGCUGCCGGCGACAACCGCACCUUCCAAGUCUUCGUCGACGGAAACGCUGAGUCCGACCCCUUUGCUCCACCCUUUGGCAGCAUCAUCGAGAUCUACAUGGCUAAUAUCUCUGCUUCGAGUACCACGCAGAUUUCAUUGCAGUCAACCACCGGCGCCACGCUGCCACCGGUCAUCAGCGCAAUCGAGGCGUAUGUCAUCAUCCCGCUCUCCGGCGGCGGCCGCGGAGGAGGAAGUGCUGCCCCUGCACCCGGCAAUGGGGAUGCGCGGCCAAGUGCUGCGCCGCAGGCGAGUGACGUGGGAUCGCCGACGCCGAGCGAUUCCUCUUCGUUGCCGGGGAGCGAUCAGACGAAUAGUCCUCCACCGGCCCAGAGGGUUCCGGUUGGGUUUGCUUUUGGCGGGGGAAGGAAGGGGUCGCCGUCUUUUGGGAAUAAGGUGGAGGUUGGGAGGGCUUUGGUUAUUGGAAUUGGGAUCUUGGUUCCUAUCUUGUUUUUGAAUUUUGUGUGAGGUGUUGAAUAAUGUAUUUUGUAAUUUUAUUUAUGUAAUUGAUAAAGAAAGAAGAUAAUGUAAUUUUCUUUAUAGGCUUUGAUUGCAUUGGAUGAUUGAUAAGAAUAAAUUAAUAAUUUGCUAA